UUUAUUAGGCUACUUACAUUCUGUGUGAUUGAGAUUUGGAUUUGAUUGAUUUGACUGUCGUCCACCUUCAUCUUAUUAUUUAUACCACACUCCCAAGCUACCAAGAACAAACUAGGGCUACAUCAACGUAGGAUAGAUAAAUUCAGUAUUAACAUAUUAACCAUGCCCACUCCAAAUAGGCCCACAGGCUAUUUGUAAGGGAUGAUUUAAUUGUGAUAAUGAAUCCUCUGACAAAUGUUAAAAACAUCAAAAAACUUAGUGAACAAGAGUUAAAGUCUGGUAACACAGUUUCGUCCUGGCAUAACCAAUACAAAGACAGUGCUUGGAUCUUCAUUGGAGGAUUGCCUUAUGAUCUGACAGAGGGAGAUGUCUUAUGUAUAUUUUCUGAAUGUGGAGAAAUAGUGAACAUUAAUUUGGUCCGAGAUAAGGGGACUGGUAAACAGAAAGGAUUUUGUUUUCUCUGCUAUGAAGACCAAAGAAGUACAAUUUUAGCAGUUGACAAUUUGAAUGGAAUCAAGGUUUGUGGCAGGACGAUUAGAGUGGAUCAUGUGGCGGACUACAAACCUCCGAAGGAGUCAAGCAAAGCGGAAAAACAGCUAACUCAGCUGCAACUGGAAGGCUGUGCCCCAGUACCUGUCACUCAGCAGGUAAAAACCGAAAAAACUGAUGCAGACAUAAAAAAGGAAAAGAAGCGGAAGAAAAAGGAGAAAAAAGAGAAAAAGAAAAGGCGGAAAAAAGAAAAGAAGAACAAAAAAGUUGAGAAAGAGAAGGAAGAUUCUGAUACACAGUCUUCAUCUGAUGACAGUGAAUCUGACUGAUAUAUAUUUUUACUGUAAAAUGCUUAUCUACAAAAAAGUUGUAAAUUUAAUCUUUUCUUAUUUA
This is a messenger RNA of Macrosteles quadrilineatus (aster leafhopper), 882 nucleotides long. RefSeq names its product RNA-binding motif protein, X-linked 2. The record is from RefSeq and is a predicted model, not a curated record. Gene Ontology annotation, biological process: mRNA splicing, via spliceosome. Gene Ontology annotation, molecular function: RNA binding. Lineage: Eukaryota; Metazoa; Arthropoda; Insecta; Hemiptera; Cicadellidae. The transcript has 5 exons. Gene Ontology annotation, cellular component: catalytic step 2 spliceosome; precatalytic spliceosome; U2 snRNP. Bases 219 to 818 code for a protein of 199 amino acids.